This is a messenger RNA of Spirometra erinaceieuropaei, 1131 nucleotides long. The record is from the annotation of a GenBank genome assembly. NCBI's taxonomy places the organism in Eukaryota, Metazoa, Platyhelminthes, Cestoda, Diphyllobothriidea, Diphyllobothriidae.
AUGGGCUCGCCGAUUUCGGGAUUCGUCGCCGAGGCGGUCCUACAGCGGUUGGAGUCGCUGGUCUUCCAACACCACAAACCGAAAUUCUGGGCUCGGUAUGUGGACGAUACUUUUAUCGUCAUCGAGCGCAAUCAGGUGCUAACGUUCAAAGAACGUCUCAACAGCGUCUUCCCGGACAUACAAUUUACGAUGGAGGAGGAAGAAAAUAACCAGCUGGCAUUCCUUGAUGCCCUCGUCUGUCGCAAAGAUUGUGGUGGCCUUAAGACCAAAGUGUUCAGAAAAGCGACGAACACGACGCAAAUAUUGAACUUCAACAGUAACUGCCCAAUCAGCCACAAACGCAGUUGCGUAAGAACGCUAUACCGGCGUGUUGAGACGCACUGCAGUGAACCAGAAGACAAUGUUGCCGAAUCCCAAUAUCUUCGACGGGUUUUCAGAGAAAAUGGUUACCCGCGCAACUUCGUCAGCCGGUGCAUGCGCAAACGAGACGAGCGACAAAACCGUGCCGACCCCAAAUUCUGGCGAGCGAUCACGUACAUCAAGAACGUCUCUGAGGCCGUCAGCCACCUUCUUGCACCACUUGGGGUUGGAGUUGCACACAAACCGGAGGCCACCAUAAGGCGUCAGGUGAUGAGACAAAAUGACCCACUCCCACGGCAAGAAACAUUUGGAGUCGUUUACCGCAUCAGAUACAGUUGCGGACAAAGCAAAUACGUCGGAGAAACUGGAAGACUGCUCCGAACGCGAAUUGCCGAACACGCGGCAGCGGUACGGGGAAAUGACGUCAACUCUCAGGUCGCGGCCCAUUCAACCAGACCCGGCCACGCAUUCAAGUUCGAUGAGGCCGAAAUUCUCGCGGGAGGGGAUAAUCGUGUGAGCCGCGAGUUGCAUGACUCAUGGUUUACGGGACCUCAGUCAAUCAACAAGUUCAACGACAUCCCCACUCCAUAUUCCGUGCUGAGGUAUAGGCUGGCCAAGGUAAUUGACCACUCGGGGAGCGCGCUAGCCGGUGGGCCAGAUGGCCGAGCAACCACCGUGCUAGCAUCCAACACGGGUGAUGAGAUUUCAACAAUUAACGACUUGCAUGCCGGCCAUCAAGCCAUUAGCGCACCAGCGGGCAACAAUCCUUGA